This is a messenger RNA of Rhodofomes roseus, 2266 nucleotides long. RefSeq names its product acetyl-coenzyme a synthetase. Gene Ontology annotation, cellular component: cytosol. Gene Ontology annotation, molecular function: acetyl-CoA synthetase activity; AMP binding. The record is from RefSeq and is a predicted model, not a curated record. Lineage: Eukaryota; Fungi; Basidiomycota; Agaricomycetes; Polyporales; Fomitopsidaceae. The transcript has 10 exons. The coding region runs from base 30 to 2018 and encodes 662 amino acids.
UACCCUGUCCGCCGUUCUCCCUCCCAGCCAUGUCCGAAGUGCCCCACGAACCCGUCCCGCUGCACCCCAUCGCGCCCCGUGUCAAGGACGGCCUCAAAACACCACACGUCGGGCCGCACAUCCACGCCUACAAGGCAUUGCAUUCGCAGACCCUCGGCCAUGAGAGCGACAAGUGGUGGGCCAAGAUGGCCAGGGAGACGAUAUCCUGGGACAGGCCGUUCCACACCGUCCGCGCGGGAGGCUUCGAGACGGGCGACAUCGUCUGGUUCCCGGAGGGUGGUCUCAAUGCGUCAUACAAUUGCGUAGACCGCUGGGCGUUCAAGCACCCCGACAAGACUGCCAUCAUCUACGAAGCAGACGAACCAAAUGAGGGCUGCGAGAUCACGUACGCACAGCUGCUCCGCGAGGUCUGCGGGAUCGCGAACGUGCUCAAGUCGCUCGGUGUCAAGAAGGGCGACACGGUCUCCAUCUAUUUACCCAUGACCUGGCACGCAGCCGCUGCGUUCCUCGCGUGCGCCCGCAUCGGUGCGGUGCACUCGGUCGUUUUCGCGGGCUUCAGCGCGGAGUCGCUGCGGGACCGGGUGCAGGACUGCAAGUCGCGCGUGCUCAUCACGAGCGACGAGGGCCGCCGCGGCGGCAAGACCAUCGCGACCAAGGUCAUCGCGGACGCGGCGGUCAAGGAGUGCCCCGUCGUGGAGCAUGUGCUCGUGCUGAAGCGCACGGGGAACGAGGUCCCGUGGACGCCCGGGCGCGACCGCUGGUGGCACGAGGAGCUCGCGAAAGUGCCGAGCUAUUGCCCGCCUGAGGUCAUGUCCUCCGAGGACCCGCUCUUCAUUCUCUACACCUCCGGAUCGACCGGGCGGCCGAAGGGCGUGGUGCACACCACCGCGGGCUACCUCCUCGGCGCGGCGCUGACGGUCAAGUACGUGUUCGACGUGCACCCGGACGACCGCUUCGCGUGCAUGGCGGACGUCGGCUGGAUCACGGGACACACGUACAUCGUGUAUGGGCCGCUCAUGAACGGCGUGACGACGAUGGUGUUCGAGUCGACGCCCGUGUACCCGACGCCGUCGCGCUACUGGCAGGCCGUCGACAAGCACAAGGUGACGCAGUUCUACUCCGCGCCGACCGCGAUCCGCCUUCUCCGCCGGCUCGGCGACCACCACGUCAAGGAGCACGACCUCAGCUCGCUCCGCGUGCUCGGCAGCGUCGGCGAGCCGAUCAACCCCGAGGCGUGGCACUGGUACAACGACCACGUCGGCCGCCGCCAGUGCGCCAUCGUCGACACCUUCUGGCAGACCGAGACGGGCUCCAUCGUCGUCACGCCGUUCCCCGGCGCGAUCGAGACGAAGCCGGGCUCCGCGACCGUCCCCUUCUUCGGCAUCGAGACCGCCAUCCUCGAUCCCACCACCGGCAAGGAGCUCGAGGGCCCCGACGUCGAGGGCGUGCUCGUGCUCAAGACGCCCUGGCCGUCGAUCGCGCGCUCCGUCUACCAGGACCACCAGCGGUAUCUCGAGACGUACAUGAAGCCCUACCCUGGCGUGUUCUACACGGGCGACGGCGCCGCGCGGGACGAGCACGGCUACAUCUGGAUCAAGGGCCGCGUCGACGAUGUGAUCAACGUGUCUGGCCACCGUCUGUCGACGGCGGAGAUCGAGUCUGCGCUCAUCACACACGCGGGCGUCGCCGAGACCGCGGUGGUCGGCACUGCGGAUGAGCUGACGGGCCAGGCUGUAUAUGCGUUCGUGACAUUGAAGCCGGAGUUCAAGUUCGACGGGACGGACGAAACCGCGCUGAUCAAGGAGCUCACGCUGCAGGUGCGCAAGGUCAUCGGGCCGUUCGCGGCGCCCAAGAAGAUAUACCUCGUCUCGGACCUCCCCAAGACGCGCUCGGGCAAGAUUAUGCGCAGGAUCAUGCGCAAGAUCGUCGCGGGCGAGGGCGACCAGCUCGGCGACCUCAGCACGCUCGCGGACCCCAGCGUCGUCGAACUCAUCAAGGUCAAAGUCGCCGCGUCGUAGCUGCCCCCCCCUUUGCCGACCCUGUGCACGGCUAACCCGGAUACCUCCCGCCGGCUGAGUUUGUGGUGUCUCCCUCCCCGAGUCUGCACGCGCCCGACUUGCUGUAUCUUAUUACUUAGUGCUGAUAUGUAGUUGGUUAUAUACCUAGUGAGUAUGUCAUGGUCAAGUGUAAAUCUGUAUAGCUGUACAUUAGUAUUGAAGCGGUAGCAAUGCGAAUUUGAAGACUUCCUGGACCCGUCUGGUCGUUC